Seminavis robusta is the source of this 1019-nucleotide messenger RNA. The record is from the annotation of a GenBank genome assembly. Lineage: Eukaryota; Bacillariophyta; Bacillariophyceae; Naviculales; Naviculaceae.
UUCUCUCUCAGGGGUUGAGUGACCUUUGCUUUCUCCUCCUUUUUUCGAUCUUUAGCAGAAUCGAAUCAAAGCAACUUAUUUCAACUCAUGACAACUCACAAUCAAAAAUUUCUACAGAGUGUUGCACCCCCUCCUACUAUUCUUCACCUAGCUUCAUUAUUGCAAUCAAGAUGGAUUUCAUGCAGCGCACAGCGGAACUCAACCACCAAGGGGUCAAUUACCUUUCAGCAGCCCAUCAAGCGCCGGUUACGCACUCCGAAGCACUGAGUUGCUUCAAAUCGGCUCUGUCCAUAUUAUCGGCUGCCUGCGAUGACGGCUCAGCCAGCACUGGAACGCGGAACGGAGCGCAACCUCUGCGAAUCAACAUUUACAAAUCGAAUCCUGUUGUGCUGAGCCCUUCCAACACCCACCGCCAUGCCUUCUACAUGACCUGUGGAGAGGCCGCCCAGUCCUACGAAGCCUGCUCUGCGGAAAGCGCCGUCUUGUUGUUUAAUCUUGCUCUUGGUCUGCAUCAGAAGGGAUCCUGGCUCAGAGACGAAAUGUGCCUCCACAGAGCUUCUCUGCUCUACGAACACAGCCUCGAGCUCUUGUCCGCGGUCGGCAAUUGCUUUGCCCACGCGGAAGAAGUCACGGUGGAGGCACUCAAGAACCUUGCCGAUAUCUAUUCCAAGAUUGGCAACGAAAGCGGUUUGCGAUGCGUUCUAGACGCCCUAGUUCUACUCAAUGUUCGACGAGUUAUUCACCAGCAAGACCUUGUCUCUCCUCCCGGCAACGAAUGGCCCGCUGCGGCAGCAUAGGCAGCCAGCCUUCGUCUGAUCAAUCCAACCGUCCUCCAACAUACAUAGAUCCCUUCAAACCAUCCAACACGACACUAUGAUACGCUUUUGAUGAUUCUUACUUUCUCUUUCCAGCUACGUCUGUCUGUUGUGGAUUGGCAGACGCUCCAGCAUCCCACCUCCAAGAUAACACUACUUCUAUUCAAAUUUUUCUAAUGAUAUAAACCAAUUGUAUUGAAUGCC